Messenger RNA from Cuculus canorus (common cuckoo), 2179 nucleotides. Its product is annotated as pinopsin. Gene Ontology annotation, biological process: phototransduction; G protein-coupled receptor signaling pathway; visual perception. The record is from RefSeq and is a predicted model, not a curated record. Bases 247 to 1308 code for a protein of 353 amino acids. Gene Ontology annotation, molecular function: G protein-coupled receptor activity. The transcript has 5 exons. Gene Ontology annotation, cellular component: membrane; photoreceptor outer segment. NCBI's taxonomy places the organism in Eukaryota, Metazoa, Chordata, Aves, Cuculiformes, Cuculidae.
AGCACGGUGGAAAAAAACCCAACCCUAUUUACUCAAUUAAAUGAUGCACCGUUCAGUCAUCAGAUUUUUCUAAGUCACUCUUUAUCCCCUUGGGAAUAAAGAGCUGAUUAUAAAGAGGCAGGAGGACAAACCUUUCAAAUUAAAAAAAAAAGCUUAAGGUAUUUGAAGGCAAAGCUUCCAAGGCCCUGCUUUAUAAAGAGGCUUUGCUUUUGGGGAGGGUGCCCUGCAUCCGCCAGAGCCAGGGUGAUGUCCUCCGCUAACAGCUCGCAGGAACUCCCCAACAACAGGACCCCGGGGCCUUUCGAUGGCGCCCAGUGGCCCCACCAGGCCCCCCGGGCCAUGUACCUGUCGGUGGCCGUGCUGAUGGGCACCGUGGUGGUCUCCGCCUCAGUGCUGAACGGUUUGGUCAUCAUGGUUUCCAUCAGGCACAAGAAGCUCCGGUCGCCCCUGAACUACAUCCUGGUGAACCUGGCCGUUGCCAACCUGCUGGUGACGCUCUGCGGCAGCUCCGUCAGCUUCUCCAACAACAUCAACGGCUUCUUCGUGUUCGGUAAACAGAUGUGCGAGCUGGAGGGCUUCAUGGUCUCCCUGACAGGCAUCGUGGGGCUGUGGUCACUGGCCAUCCUGGCCUUUGAGCGGUACGUUGUGGUCUGCAGACCCCUGGGAGGCUUUCGGUUCCAGCACCGACACGCCGUCAGCGGCUGCGCCUUCACCUGGGGCUGGUCGCUACUCUGGACCACCCCACCGCUCCUGGGCUGGAGCAGCUACGUGCCUGAAGGUCUGAGAACCUCCUGUGGGCCCAACUGGUACACUGGUGGCAGCAACAACAACAGCUACAUCCUGGCCUUGUUCACCACCUGCUUCCUGAUGCCCCUCAGCCUGAUCCUCUUCUCCUACACCAACCUGGUGAUGACCUUGCGAGCGGCUGCGAUGCAACAGCAGGAAUCGGACACGACGCAGCAGGCAGAGCGGGAGGUGACGCGCAUGGUGAUUGUGAUGGUGUUGGCCUUCCUCAUCUGCUGGCUGCCCUACACAACGUUUGCCCUCGUGGUGGCCACCAGCAAGGACAUCACCAUCCAACCGGCUCUUGCAUCCCUGCCCUCCUACUUCUCCAAAACUGCCACAGUUUACAAUCCAAUCAUCUAUGUCUUCAUGAACAAACAGUUUCAGAGCUGCUUGCUGAAAAUGCUGUGCUGUGGUUACCACCCACGGGGGACAGGAAAAACAGCUCCAGCUGCGCUCGGACCCCACGCAGGCGUCGCUGCGGAUGGGCUGUGGAAUAAGAUGACACCAUCUCACCCUGUCUAACCGGCCAGAUCCUGCCUGCACCAGCAUCAGGCUCAGCCUGUCCCGCUCAGCCUUACGGGCAUGGAGAAUGGCCUGGUGCCACAGCUCUUCCCCACAGCCAGGGUGGCUUUUGGAGGUCAGAGAGGUCCCCAGCAACCCCCUCACACUGCUCUCCAGAAAGACAUGACAUUGUCUUUUCAUGCCACCCAGUCACAGCAUAAAAUGCAAUCUUCUAUUUUGUUUGCCUAAGGGAAGACCCCCUUCCCCCCAGCUCCCUUCCAGCCUCUCACCUCGGGGAAUCAGGAGUCUUUUAAGAACAAAAAAAAAUAAGAGUAAUUGCUAUAGAAUCAAGGUUGGAAAAGAUCGCUAAGCUCAAGUCCAACCAAAGCCCCAAACCACCGUGCCUACUAAACCACAUCCCAAAGUGCCGCGUCUGCAUGCUUUGUGAACACCUCCAGGGAUAGGGGACUCCAGCACUUCCCUGGGCAGCCUCUUCCAAUGCUUCACCACUCUUCUAGUAAAGAAACUUCUCCUAAUAUCCAAUUUAUACCUCCCCUGAUGCAAUUUGAGGCCUUUUCCUCUCAUCCUAUCCCUUGUUCCUUGGUAGAAGACCUCGCUACAACCUCCUUUCUGCAGAGAGCAAUAAGGUCUCCCCUCAGCCUCCUCUUCUCCAGGCUAAACAAGCCCAGUUCUCUCAGCCGUUGCUCAAUGGAACAUCCCAAGUUGCUGUUCAGCCCGAGUCAGCCGAACACCACCCCCAAAGCCAUCCGUAGGUCAGAGCCACACGUUCACCAUCCCUAGAUAGACCCAGUCCUACCUGCAUCACACAAUCUUGCUGCUAAGUUCAAGAUCACACUGUGGAAAUGGCAAAAAUCCAGUAGGCGUGCUUAAG